Molecule: messenger RNA, 534 nt
Organism: Microthlaspi erraticum
Lineage: Eukaryota; Viridiplantae; Streptophyta; Magnoliopsida; Brassicales; Brassicaceae
Source: the annotation of a GenBank genome assembly
AUGCAAAGCAAGCUUGUCUAUGUCAAUGAUCGAUUCUAUUGCUUUAACGCAGUAAAAGGCUGCUUGUAUUCCUUUCACCCAUCUUCCAGGACAUGGAAUUUUCAUCAUGCGUAUACACUCGAAUGCCCUUAUAAGCUUCCUACAAAGAAGUCUAAGUCGGUGGAGAAAUCAGUUUACUUGGCAGAGAAGAAAGGGGAAUUGUUUCUCAUGUUUACAAGGGGGAAUAGGAAGCCAAUGUUCUAUAAACUCGUCUCUCUGAAAUGGGAAAAGUUGAAUCGUACGUAUCAGCUUGAUGGUUUGACAUUCUUUGUCAGUUUUUAUAACUCUGAGUUGAGAACUGAUCUCCCAUGGAUGAGGAACAAUGUCUAUUUCUCGAGGUAUGGCAACACUCGCAAGUAUUGUUUAUCCUACUCGUUCGACGAAAGGAGAUACAUGCCGCGUAAACUAUGGCAAAAGUGGCUGGAACAUUGUCCACCUUAUAGCCUCUGGAUUGAUCCGCCCAUGAACGUUUUAGACUAUUUGUCAAAGCUAUGA